Molecule: messenger RNA, 1338 nt
Organism: Pichia kudriavzevii
Lineage: Eukaryota; Fungi; Ascomycota; Pichiomycetes; Pichiales; Pichiaceae
Exons: 1
Coding region: 1-1338 (445 amino acids)
Molecular function (GO): hydrolase activity, acting on ester bonds
Source: RefSeq, a predicted model, not a curated record
AUGAAUUUACUGAUAAUUUUUCUAAAUCUUGUUUCAGCGGUCGUUCAACUUCCUCUGUUGAUUUUCCAUAAGCUAGGUGUCGAAGAGUAUCUAUCUUAUUUCCAGACACCAUCCAACAGACCUGAUAAUAUUUCUGCUGUGUCUCAAGAGAAUAAAACUAAGAUCAGUCCAAGUGCAAAACCUUUACAUGAGGUAGCCACGACUCACUGCUUACAUCAGAAGAUAAUAAAAGCUAAUGAUAUUGUUGAUAUUGUUCAUGCACACGGUUAUAAAGUCCACGAACAUAUUGUCCAAACGAAAGACGGGUAUUUAUUAUCAAUUCAUCGAAUAUUGAAGUCUUCAGGUGAUAAGCCCCAAAAUUCACGUGUAGUUUACCUGCACCACGGGUUGUUAACUAACAGUGAAUUGUUCUUGCUAGGAGAAAAUAAAGAGAAAUGCCUCCCUUUCCUUCUCGUUGAUCAAGGUUACGACGUGUGGUUGGGUAAUAACCGUGGAAAUAAGUACUCUAGAAAACAUCUGUUUCUAUCCUCAACAGAUGAGAAAUUCUGGAAUUAUUCUCUGGAUGAAUUUGCUAUGUUUGAUAUCCCUAAUACCGUCAACUAUAUCUUACGCAAUACCCAGCAGGAUAGCUUGAGUUAUAUCGGAUUUAGCCAAGGAUCAGCACAAUGUUUGGCUGCAUUAUCUUUGAAUCAUGAUUUGAAUAAAAAAAUAAACAAGUUUAUUGGCUUGUCACCUGCUAUGAUACCACAAGGUUUGAACAAUCCUAUUGCCUCAUUUUUAGUUACUUCAGCGCCAGGAUUAUUGUACAGGAUAUUUGGGAAGCGUGCUAUUUUACCUUCAGUCGUCUUUUGGCAAAAACUAAUGGGACCAGUUUUGUAUGAAAAGGUUGUUGAUAAAUCCUUGGUUUUUUUAUUCAACUGGAAAUCGGGAAAUAUUAAAACAUCACAAAAGAAAGUUGGCUAUCCCCAUAUGUUCUCCCCGUCGUCGGUCAAAUCGGUAGCACAUUGGUUUCAAAUCAUAGACAGUAAAAGAUUUCAAAUGUUUGAUGAAGGUGGUGCAUCUGGAUCUAGGUUGGUGUAUUUAAGUGGAACUUCCGGGAAAACAAAUAGAGUAGCAUCGUUUCCAACACAAACUAUAACUACACCCUGUUUGUUUGUUUAUGGAAAGUCUGAUAUGCUUAUCGACAUCGAAAGAACUUUGGAUAACUUGAGCUGUGAUAUUCAAACCAUUGGAAUAGACGGGUACGAGCAUAUGGACACCUUAUGGGCAGAUCAGGUUGAAAAUACAGUAUUCAAACCUAUUUUCAAAUAUUUAGCUAACUUACACAUUAGAAAGUAA